AUGCCUUCAGAAAUGACUUCGUCGCAGAGCAAUGCCACUACUACAAAGAAAGGAAUCUGCCCAAGCGCACCGCACGGCCCCAAGACCCAUGGAAGUAAAGAACGAGAUAUCAAGUCUAACAUCGAUCUGGACUAUAUUUCACCAAUGUUUGAAUGGCUGCGCCAGAGUGACGAAGAUGAGCCGUGGAGGGGCUUCACGGCCGUUGCCACAGAUCAACAGAGUCGUGCAUACUCAGCUCAGAAUCUUUCUCAGACUUGGAGUACACAAGCAGAGGCUGGGUCACAAGAAGAGUCAUCCACAGAAGAAAUGCGACAACAGAGGAUUUGA
Molecule: messenger RNA, 327 nt
Organism: Fusarium proliferatum ET1
Lineage: Eukaryota; Fungi; Ascomycota; Sordariomycetes; Hypocreales; Nectriaceae
Exons: 2
Coding region: 1-327 (108 amino acids)
Source: RefSeq, a predicted model, not a curated record